GUUUAGUAGCGGUUACUGGAACUGGGGAUUAGAUCGAUACAUACACCACCGUCUCUAUACACACUCCCUCCCUCCCUCCCUCUGUUACUUUUACCUAAGCUCUCACUCUCCCUUUUCCGGUUUCUCUCUCUACUGUGGAAGAAACACCGUCGAGUUUCUCUGUUUUCUUCAUGUAUUUACCAUGACUAUUGCUUCCAUUUCUGUGCUCCGCCAGAAACUACCCCACUUCCUCUCCACAGGUUUUCUAUGCCAGCAACGAUUCAUCUCUGCCGCUGCUCGCCACCACCAAAACCCUAUCAAUGUCAGAAGGCAGCACCAGCACCAGCAACCUCAGAAGAAUCUUCUCAGAGCUCGAGAAACCUUUAAGAAGCAGUUCUCCGCUCUUGCUCCUACCCUAUCCCCCGACGAUGAGCUUCCGCUGACGGAAAAUCAGGCAGUCGGCACCGUCGCCUCAUCGCAAGCCAAUUUCAUGCGCGUAGUCGUGAAUUCCGCUUCGCAGCCCGAAGAUUCUGCAAGUUUGGGGGUGGAGCUGCUGUGCGUGGUGAAGGCUGUCUUGAAGAAAAUCAGGAGGCGAGUGCUUGUGGGGGAUAAGGUUCUGGUUGGGUCGAUUGAUUGGGUGGACAGGAGAGGAAUGAUUGAAAAUGUGUUUCAGCGGAAGAGUGAGAUUUUGGAUCCUCCUGUGGCGAAUGUCGAUCAUCUGCUGGUGCUUUUUUCGUUGGAGCAGCCGAAAAUUGAACCGUUUAUGCUUACUAGGUUCCUUGUGGAGGCUGAAUCUACUGGAAUCCCCCUCACGCUUGCGCUGAAUAAGGCGGAGCUCGUUGAUGAAUCGACACUGGUGGAGUGGAAAUCUCGGCUUCGUGGUUGGGGCUAUGAGCCAGUUCUUUGUAGUGUUGAUACUAAACGUGGACUGGAUACGCUGCAAUUCAUUCUGAGAGACCAGACCUCUGUAAUUGUUGGUCCUAGUGGCGUUGGUAAAUCAAGUUUGAUCAAUGCAUUAAGAGGCAAUAAAAGUGUUCUUGCGGCUACUGAAGAGGAUAAUUGGUUUGAGCCUAUUCUGGGUAGCAAGUGGUUUGAAGAGCAGCGUGUUGGGGAAGUGUCAACAAGGAGUGGAAGAGGGAAGCACACCACUCGAAAUGUUUCAUUGCUUCCAUUGUCUGGAGGAGGAUAUCUUGCUGACACUCCCGGAUUUAAUCAGCCUAGUUUGAUGAAAGUAACGAAGCAAUCCCUUCCGCAAUAUUUUCCAGAGAUCCAAAAAAUGCUGAAAGACAAUGGACCUGGAAAAUGCUCUUUCAGUGAUUGCCUGCAUCUAGGUGAACCAGGGUGCCUUGUGAAAGGUGACUGGGAAAGAUAUGCAUACUAUCUUCAGCUUCUUGAUGAGAUUAAGAUUAGAGAGGAGUUUCAACUGAGGACUGUUGGAACGAAAAGAGAGAGUGAUGUGAGGCUCAAGGUUGGAGAACUGGGUGUCAAGCAAGCUGAACCAAGAUUAGAACCCAAGAAGCACAGGAGACAAUCUCGCAAAAAGGUCAACCAGUCUAUACUAGAUGAGUUGGAUGAACUUGAUGAUGAUGACGAAAUGUUGGACGGAGACUAUCCUGUUAGGGCAGUAAAAGAAGACAAUCAAUAAGGGAACUGUACACUUCCGAUGGUGUAAGAAAUCGCUAUGGUGCAUGUUGCCUCGAAGAUCGUUGUAAAUAAUCUCAACUUCCUUAACCCUUUUAGUCGAUGAGAGUUCAAUACUGUUCAUAGUGAGGAUUUACAAAUUCUGAACAUUUUGUAACAAGAUCAGGAUUUAUCAGCAAUGCCGUUGUCUCACGAGUAUCAACUUUCCGUUAGUGAAGUUUAUACGGAAAAGCAUUGCAAGCAUAUCAAAGGACCGGUAUGGUAUUGUGAAUUUGGAACCAAGCAUCGUAGUUUAUUUAAAUUUUAA
Molecule: messenger RNA, 1927 nt
Organism: Sesamum indicum (sesame)
Lineage: Eukaryota; Viridiplantae; Streptophyta; Magnoliopsida; Lamiales; Pedaliaceae
Product: Minichromosome maintenance (MCM2/3/5) family protein
Molecular function (GO): GTP binding; GTPase activity
Source: RefSeq, a predicted model, not a curated record